Molecule: messenger RNA, 1542 nt
Organism: Callithrix jacchus (white-tufted-ear marmoset)
Lineage: Eukaryota; Metazoa; Chordata; Mammalia; Primates; Cebidae
Source: RefSeq, a predicted model, not a curated record
CGCAAGUCCCGGGUCUGAGGGAGGAGGGGCUGCGGGCCUGGGCUCCUGAGUUUGAGGGAGGAGGAGCUGGGGGCCUGGGCUCCUGGGUCUGAGGGAGGAGGAGCUGGGGGCCUGGGCUCCUGGGUCUGAGGGAGGACGCGGCUGGAGGCUGGGACUCCCGGGACCGAGGCGGCCGGGCUGAGCGAGCCAGGCCUGGCUUCCAAGGUCCCGGCACGCGUGUGCAAGGCAGGAUCCCCCGGCCCCUCCUCCGCCGUCGGGCGCCGCCCCGCCCCCGCCCCCGACCCGGGCCUGCUGAGCGAGAGCGGAGAGGAGCCGGCGGGCCAGCGGGCGUCCCUGCAGCCAGCGAGCAGGAGGAGGAGCUGCUGCCGGGCCGAGGGCAGCCGGGGGAGCCGAGGAGGGCGCCCCAGGUGGUUGCCCCCUCCCUCUCCUGAGAUGUCAGGAAGGAGGGGGCCACCGGUGUCCUCCACAGGGGCCCCCCGAAGACUGGGGGCUCCCAGCCCCAGAGCUUGGAGGUGGAGGAGGUGUUGACAGGUCUGGUCACCACUGGCUGUUUCGCAGUCUUCUACACAGCACCCUUUCCCAGAACCACAGGCUUCCCGAACGAUGCAGAGAAACGGCAAUAUCCAUGCCCCUACCCGGCUCUGACCCAGAGCCAGGUGCUCCGAGAAAUGCUCCCUCUGCCCUCAUGCUCCCUCCCCAUCCUCUUCCUCUUCCUCCUCCCCAGUGUGCCAAUGGAGUCCCAACCCCCACCCUCGACAUUGCCCCCUUUUCUGGCCCCUGAGUGGGACCUUCUGUCUCCCCGAGUGGUCCUGUCUAGGGGUGCCCCUGCCGGGCCCCCUCUGCUCUUGCUGCUGGAGGCUGGGGCCUUUGGGGAGUCAGCAGGCACCCCGGCCAACCGCAGCCGGCGUGGGGUGAGCGAAACUGCACCAGCGAGUCGUCGGGGAGAGCUGGCCGUGUGCGACGCAGUCAGCGGCUGGGUGACAGACCGUCGGACCGCUGUGGACCUGCGUGGGCGUGAGGUGGAGGUGUUGGGCGAGGUGCCUGCAGCUGGCGGCAGUCCCCUCCGCCAGUACUUCUUUGAAACCCGCUGCAAGGCUGAUAACACUGAGGAAGGUGGCCCGGGGGUGGGUGGAGGGGGCUGCCGAGGUGUGGAUCGGAGGCACUGGGUGUCUGAGUGCAAGGCCAAGCAGUCCUAUGUGCGGGCAUUGACUGCUGAUGCCCAGGGCCGUGUGGGCUGGCGAUGGAUUCGAAUUGACACUGCCUGCGUCUGCACUCUACUCAGCCGGACUGGCCGGGCCUGAGGCCCAUGCCCAGGAACUGGCCAGGCAGGAAAAGAUCAGAGUUGGAUGUUGAGACACCUCAGGGGUGGCCCGGCUGCUCCAAGGACUCCAGUUUGGGAACUCAUCGAAUGAUCACAAAAUCAUGAGUCUCUGAUUUUCAGCUCAAACUGUGCAGGAUGGGUGAAACCACAUGGGGUUUUGAAGGAUGAAUAGGAGUUCUCCCACAGAUGAUGAUGGUGAUAAUAAUAACAGCCAAUAUUUA